Messenger RNA from Lacerta agilis (Sand lizard), 1929 nucleotides. RefSeq names its product nucleoporin 50 (gene NUP50). The transcript is spliced from 10 exons. NCBI's taxonomy places the organism in Eukaryota, Metazoa, Chordata, Lepidosauria, Squamata, Lacertidae. The record is from RefSeq and is a predicted model, not a curated record. The coding region runs from base 355 to 1749 and encodes 464 amino acids. Gene Ontology annotation, biological process: protein import into nucleus. Gene Ontology annotation, cellular component: nuclear pore.
GCUUUCUGCCUGCCCGCCCGGCCUCCCGCCUUUUCUCUUUCUCUCCGCCCGCGGCGCCAUCAGCACAUUCCUCCUGUGAAGAUGUGUGUGUAUACUGCAUAAGAACUGCUUAAUUUGUGUGGUGCCUGGGUUUCAAAGGGCUUUUGUUGGGAAAACAGACUAUGAAUAACAACUCUUGCUACUAUCCCAGAAGCUAGAGGAUGCUCUCCUCUUUGCGCCACUGCAUUAUGACAUCAUCAACCACAUAUAGGAGCUGCUGCUUGCCUUCUUUUGAAACAUAGCUUCAUCUUCCAGCAUUGUGAAAGCAUUAAGAGAUAGAUCAGGAACUUCUGGUUUGUGGUGUAGUGCUGUACAAUGGCUAAGAGAGUAGCAGAAAAGGAGCUGACUGACAGGAACUGGGAUCAAGAAGAAGAAAGUGAGGAGGUGGGAACAUUCUCAGUGGCCAGUGAAGAGGUUUUGAAGAACAGAGCAAUUAAGAAGGCAAAGCGUAGAAAUGUGGGGUUUGAGUCUGAGAGUGGUGGAGCUUUUAAAGGUUUUAAAGGUUUCGUUUUACCGUCUGGAGGUGGAGGAUUUUCUGGCUUUGGCAAUGGCACCGGAACAAAGCCUUUAGGGGGACUCUCCAAUGGUGGCGGCAGCAUUGCAAAUAGUUCAUCGUUCACCAAUUUAAAGACAGCUGCUGAAACAACAACUACAUUUAGUUCUGUGGUGUCCAGUGGUUCAGUGAAUAAUACUGUAAUUGAGAAGAAGGCUGUAAGUGUGGAAGCAAAUGGUGAGAGCCAGCAGCCAUUGUCCUCUGGAUUCACUGAGAGCAAAGCAUGCAGCCCUGAUGCUUAUCAUAAACAGUUAGCUGCUCUAAAUUGUUCGGUGCGUGACUGGAUAGUAAAACAUGUAAAUGCCAAUCCGCUCUGUGACCUGUCGCCGAUUUUCCGAGACUAUGAGAAAUAUUUAGCUGAGAUAGAGCAACACGGAAUGAGUAGUGACAGCGGCUCUGAAAGUGACAGUAACAAGACAGUUGGAACUCAGCCUGGUUCUGCAUUUGGGAGUCCGAAUCUUCAGCAGAGUUCAACGUUUUUCUUCAGUAGCAACAAAUCUGAGAAUGCAGCAGGAAAGAAAACAGAAAUGGAAAAGAAAACGGAACCAAAACUAGGGUCUACGUCAACUGUCUCCUUUACUUUUAGCAAGAGCGUAGACAACUCUGGUCUGAAUUCUGGUGCAUUACCGAGUUUCUCAUUCUCUCCAGGAAGUGCAAGUUUAUUUGGAAAAGAUACAAGCCAAGCCAAGGUUGUUUCUUCAUUUUCCAGCAAACCUCUAGAUAUUCAGACAGAAAGUGGUGGCAGUGAAGAUAAAGGGGGUGAUGAAGAAGAUGAGGAGCCACCAAAAGCAGUAGUGAAUGAAAUAAAGGAAGAUGAUGCCUUCUACUCAAAGAAGUGCAAAGUUUUUUACAAGAAAGAUAAUGAAUUUAAAGAAAAAGGUAUAGGAACGCUACACUUAAAACAUGCAGGAAAUCAGAAGAUUCAGCUAUUAGUACGCGCAGAUACCAACUUAGGCAACAUACUGCUGAACAUUUUGGUUCCUCCUAAGAUGCCAUGCUCCAGAACAGGGAAGAACAACGUGCUCAUCGUCUGUGUUCCAAAUCCACCCAUUGAUGAGAAGAAUGCUGCCGUCCCUGUUCCUAUAUUGAUAAGGGUCAAAACAAGUCAGGAUGCAGAUGAGUUGCACAAAAUUUUACUGGAGAAGAAGGAGGUCUAAAAAUCUGGGCUGUUGAAAGUUACAGAGGAAACUUGCCAAACUGCUGCUGCUCAUUUCCCCUCUCUUGACUCUGCUAGUAACUUUUUAAACCACUUCUGACAUUCUAAGGACUAUUUAGGAACUCGGAAGAGCUUUGGUGAGGGAAAGAAACUAAGAUGGCCAAUAAAAGCUUUUAACUUG